UUCUCUCCUUCUCCAAAUAGAGAGAGGAAAGGCAAUAAUUCUCUCUCUAAAAUCCCCUCCUUCCCUAUCUCUUCACGUAUAUACAUCUAUAUAUACGUAAGAAUUAUAACUAUCUAUAUAUUAUACGCUCCGAAGCUUUGUGGCGGAUUUAACUGCGCGGUGAAUUUUGAUUUGCGAGAGUUAUGCAGGCUGAUCAGACGUUUUUGAGCUUGAGACCAGGUGGCGGCACUCGCGGCGGAACCAGAGUAUUCGCUCCACGCUUUGAUUCAUCGGCGGCUGCCAAUUCCGAUCUCCCACUGCUGCGUCCCCAUGGCGGCGGUGCUGCUUCCUUCACGACUGGAGAAUCUCGAUUUGAUGGUCAUGAGCGGAUCCGUUACACUAGAGAUGUGUUACUUAAGUUAAGGGAGGAGGUUGUAACCAUCCCAGAGAACAUUCUGAAAGUUAAACUAGAGGUUGAAGCUGAGUUUUAUGGUACCGAUGUGAGCCGGAGUCGUGCAGAAAGCAAUGUUGUUCCUGAUCAGCUCUUGAGCCGUUUCUCUGAGCUGGACAACCGUGACUGGCGUAAUCGUUCUACACAGUUGCCUGCUCCUGCAGAGGAGAGAUCCUGGGAGUCAGCAAGAGACAGAGACAUUAAUGGCAGGUGGCAGCAAGAUGCGAACCAGUACAAUAAGCAAGAUCAAACACAGUUUUCCAGAUCACAGAUAUCUUCAAACCAAGGGGUUGCGCAGACUCUAAUCAAGGCUGAUGCACCUUGGUCUGCUCGAAGGGGAAAUCUAUCUGAGGUGGACCGUGUUCUAAAAACAGUGAAGGGAAUUUUGAACAAGUUGACUCCUGAGAAAUUUGAUCUUCUGAAGGGUCAGUUAAUAGACUCUGGGAUAACUACUGCUGAAAUUUUGAAGGGAGUUAUCUCCUUGAUAUUUGACAAGGCUGUGCUGGAGCCGACGUUUUGCUUCAUGUAUGCAUUGCUCUGUUCAGACCUUAAUGCGAAGCUUCCUCCAUUCCCAUCAGAUGAGCCCGGUGGUAAAGAGAUUACAUUUAAGCGAAUUCUCUUGAAUAUCUGCCAGGAGGCAUUUGAAGGUGCUGACAAAUUGAGGGAAGAGGUCAGGCAGAUGACUGCUCCUGAGCAAGAAUUAGAGAGGCGGGAUAAGGAGAGGUUAAUCAAAAUCCGAACGCUUGGAAAUAUGCGCUUAAUUGGUGAACUUCUGAAACAGAAGAUGGUUCCUGAGAGGAUUGUUCAUCACAUAGUUCAGGAACUCCUGGGACAGGACAGUUCAAGUUGUCCGGAGGAGGAAAAUGUUGAGGCCAUCUGCCAGUUCUUCAACACAAUUGGGAAACAGCUUGAUGAGAACCAAAAAUCAAAGCGUAUUAAUGAUACAUAUUUCAAUCGCUUGAAGGAGUUGGGAAGACACCCUCAGCUGGCUGCACGGCUUAGGUUUAUGAUACGUGAUGUUCUAGAUACACGUGCAAACAACUGGGUACCAAGGCGCGAAGAGGUAAAAGCCAAAACCAUUACUGAGAUUCACUCAGAAGCUGAAAAGAAUCUGGGAUUACGUCCAGGUGCCACUGCUGGAAUGAGAAACAGCAGAGCAAUGGCAGCUGGGGGUCAAGGGGGUCUCUCUCCUACUGGCUUUCCAAUGAAUCGGCCUGGUACAGGUGGUAUGAUGCCAGGGAUGCCUGGAGCAAGGAAGAUGCCUGGGAUGCCAGGAAUGGAUAAUGACAAUUGGGAGGUUCCUAGAUCUCGAAAUAUGCCGAGGGGUGAUGGAUCAAUGGCUCAGCCUGCUGCACGUGCUCAGCCUCCACUGGCAGGGAAGACACCAUCGGUGAACCCACGAAUCCUACCUCAAGGUACUGGUGGUUUCAUCGGUAGCAAAACUAGUGCCUUCUUGCAGGGUUCGGGUGCGCCUGCUCAGGCUCCUACUGUGGACCCUGUAUCUCAAGCACCUGCUCCAGUUAAACCCAUAGCUCAAGUUGCUGACAAGCUGUCACCUCCAACUGCAAAAUUGAGUCUUGACGAGUUUAAGAGAAAGGCCAAAUCGGUGAUAGAGGAAUACUUUAGUAUCAGACUUCUCGGUGAAGCAUUGGAAUGUGUUGUAGAACUGAAUUCCCCUGCAUAUCAUUCUGAAUUCGUCAAAGAAGCUAUAUCACUCGGAUUGGAGAAAGCCCCACCUUGUGUUGGACCAGUUUCUAAACUUGUGAACUACUUGUUUGAGAAGAAGGCUGUUAACGCAGAGGACAUCAGAACUGGGUGUCUUGGAUAUGCAGUGCUACUGGAAGAUCUUGGCAUUGAUUUCCCAAAAGCUCCAGCUAAUUUUGGUGAGAUUAUUGGGGAACUUGUCUUGGCAGGGGCACUGGAGUUCAAGGACGUGAGGGAGAUUGUGGGAAAGGUUGGUGACGACUACUUCCAAAAGGCCGUCAUAGGCGCUGUUAUGAAGACUGUUAGCUCCGACCCAGCUGGGAAGGUGUUGCUGGAUGCGCAGGCGUCUGAUGUUGCUGCUUGUGAGAGCCUGUUGUAGAAGCUACGCGACUUGUAACCUCACGAAUGAAAUAUGCUCUCGGGUGCUUCCGGCUGCUAACAGGUGAUGUUGGUUGGGUGUAUAUUCUUGGUUGAGGUCAUAAUAGUUGUAUUAAUAGAGAGGAAAAGUUUAGUUUAUGAAAAGAGAUUUUGGUUCUGCAUUGUGGCUAAUCAGAGGCCAUAAUUGCUCGAGGAUGAAGGAUUUCAGAGUUUUUUUUGUUUUGUUACUAGUUUUUUCAAAAUGUUUAUUUGGUCAUGUUAAAUUUUGUGAGAUGAUAAUUUAAUUUUAUUCCAAGAUAUUUUCCAUGCUGGUGA
Messenger RNA from Salvia hispanica, 2827 nucleotides. Its product is annotated as eukaryotic translation initiation factor-like. The record is from RefSeq and is a predicted model, not a curated record. NCBI's taxonomy places the organism in Eukaryota, Viridiplantae, Streptophyta, Magnoliopsida, Lamiales, Lamiaceae. Gene Ontology annotation, molecular function: translation initiation factor activity; protein binding; mRNA binding. Gene Ontology annotation, cellular component: eukaryotic translation initiation factor 4F complex.